Ichthyophthirius multifiliis is the source of this 526-nucleotide messenger RNA. RefSeq lists its product as hypothetical. The record is from RefSeq and is a predicted model, not a curated record. Lineage: Eukaryota; Ciliophora; Oligohymenophorea; Hymenostomatida. Gene Ontology annotation, cellular component: nucleosome. Gene Ontology annotation, molecular function: DNA binding; protein heterodimerization activity; structural constituent of chromatin. The transcript has a single exon.
AUGGCUAGAACUAAAUAAACUGCAAGAAAAUCAACAGGUGCAAAAGCUCCCAGAAAAUAAUUAGCUUCCAAGGCUGCAAGAAAAUCAGCACCUGCUACUGGAGGAAUAAAAAAACCCCACAGAUUCAGACCAGGAACAGUUGCAUUAAGAGAAAUCAGAAAAUAUUAAAAAUCAACUGAUUUAUUAAUUAGAAAACUCCCUUUUUAAAGAUUAGUUAGAGAUAUUGCUCACGAAUUUAAAGCAGAAUUGAGAUUCUAAUCUUCUGCAAUUCUUGCCUUAUAAGAAGCUUCUGAAGCUUACUUAGUUGGACUUUUCGAAGAUACCAAUUUAUGUGCCAUACAUGCAAGAAGAGUUACUAUUAUGACUAAGGAUUUAUAAUUAGCUAGAAGAAUUAGAGGUGAAAGAUUUUGAAAAACUAAAUAAUAAAUGUUUUUAAUUCUUUUUUUAUUUUAUUUAUUAAAGAAUAUAGGUUAUUUUAAUGUUUUAUUUUUUAUUUUGUACUUGUUUUUAUUUUUAAAGAAAGGUU